Molecule: messenger RNA, 1364 nt
Organism: Rosa rugosa (rugosa rose)
Lineage: Eukaryota; Viridiplantae; Streptophyta; Magnoliopsida; Rosales; Rosaceae
Exons: 4
Coding region: 620-856 (78 amino acids)
Biological process (GO): biosynthetic process
Cellular component (GO): cytoplasm
Source: RefSeq, a predicted model, not a curated record
GGGGCUGAAGCUCCCAAUCAAACCGGUUGAAGAACCUGCUGGUGCCGAGGAUCAACGAUCUGUCGGCGUAAAUUGGGGCCGCCGAGUUGUUGAGCGAGACAAGGCAGUCAGCCGGAAGGUACUUUCAGAGAGUGGCCGUCGAGCAUGGUAGCGAUAUUGGCGCCGAACGGGAGGGACUUGAGUGAUCGGACAGGGAAAGCGAUGGGAGGAGGUGGUUGGUGGAGCUGGGUUCGCCGGAAUUUGGUGUGCAGCGAACCGGUGCCUUCUCUUGAAUGCGUUUCUUUUCUUCGGCUUGGGUUUUGUUGGGCUGUUCGAUUUUUCCUCAAAUUGCAGGCAAAAAGUUAAGGGUGCAAUGUCUCUCUCUCUCUCUCUCUUUUUCUGCAAAUUUGGGCUGGUUUUGCAAUCAGUACUAGUUUAUGGGGUCUGAAUUGUUGUUUUUGUUGUUGUAUUGUAGAUACCCAAUUUGGCUCAAAUUUUUCUAAUUGGGUUUUAUGAGGAGCGUGAGUUUGCACUCUAUGUUUCUUCGAUUUCCAAUGAGCUUAGAGUGCCGGUGAGGUACUUGAAAGAGGAUAAACCACAUGGCUCCGCUGGUGGUAUUUAUUACUUCAGAGAUUUGAUCAUGGAAGACGGCCCGUCGCAUAUCUUUUUGCUGAAUUGUGAUGUAUGCUGCAGUUUUCCACUUCCAGAUAUGCUUGAGGCUCAUAUAAAAUACGGUGGAAUGGGUACAAUGCUAGUAAUCAAGGUUUCUGCGGAAUCUGCCAACGAGUUUGGUGAGUUGGUUGCUGAUCCAGUCACCAAAGAACUGUUGCAUUACACUGAGAAACCAGAGACUUUUGUAUGUGCAUGGUGCAGUUAGUGUACUGAUGCGAUACUAUGUAGUCAAAAAGUUAAGGGUGCCACAGGAGUGUGAGGGAGAUGGAUUUGUGGCAGGAACUGGAGAGGAUCUCGGCGGCGUUAGUGAUGGUUUGGGCGGAGGAGAAGUAGAGGAGAGAGAAGAAGAAGAAGAAGAGUGAGGUUGAAGAAGAAGAAGAAGAAGAAGCUAUUUUUCUUUGAUUUCUAGGGAGAGAGUCACCAUCGUCAUCGGAGUGGGUCUUGGGCUAGAAGAAAAUCCCAGACGAUGAAGAAGAAGCAGAAGAAGAAGAAGAAGAAUAAAUGAAAAGAAAAGAAAAAUAAAUUGACAAAAAAGGGUAAAAAGUCGAUUUUGCCCUUCUUCUUUUUUGCCACGUGUUUGCCACGUCAGCAAACAGACGGCACAGUCAGAAAUUUUGGACGGAAGUAUCACAUUGAUAGCAAUUUAGGUCUUUGGGUAUCACAUUGAUACUUUUGAGAGUUCGGGUAUCAAAUUGGCCUUGGCAACAUAGUUU